Phycodurus eques (leafy seadragon) is the source of this 3696-nucleotide messenger RNA. RefSeq names its product SHC SH2-domain binding protein 1 (gene shcbp1). The transcript has 13 exons. The record is from RefSeq and is a predicted model, not a curated record. Gene Ontology annotation, biological process: fibroblast growth factor receptor signaling pathway. Bases 37 to 2184 code for a protein of 715 amino acids. NCBI's taxonomy places the organism in Eukaryota, Metazoa, Chordata, Actinopteri, Syngnathiformes, Syngnathidae.
GUGGGCGUCGUUGAUUCGUGUUGUGAAAAAUCUCAAAUGGCGCAAGAAAUAUCUGCUCGAAUAAUAUCGGAUGAAAGCAAUGAGAACAACGCCAUCGUAGAUUUGAAAUCUCUCGUCAAAGAUGAAGUCGAUGACGAAAGGAACAACGCUGCGAGUUCUGAAACGGAACAGAAUGUGCUGGAUGUAACGCAAGCUCUUUUCCAAAAUGAAGAUAAAGCAAAUGAUCAUGCAGGAAGUGAUAGUGAUGAUGACGACGACGACGACGACAGUGGCACAGACAACGUUAACGUUUACAAGGCAGGGACCCAAUUUAAGAGAUCUGAGCACAGUGGAGGAAUUAAUUCAAAUUUACCAGACACAUUUCAAACAGGACAACUGCUGUUUUAUGAAAGGUUCAAAGCCUACCAGGACUACAUACUAGGUGACUGCAAGCCUUCAGAGGUCAAGUCUUUUACUGCUGACUACUUAAAAAAAGUGGUGCAGUCAUUCGGUUGGCAAGCUCUCUGGUCUGCUGAGUUGUUUGAUGUUCUGGUGGAGGUUUGUGAUGUGGACUUCAGCGAGCUAAAGGCUACUGUGAAGCUUGUGCUUCCUCUGCAGUGUGAGGUCAGAGGAUGUGAAAUUAACAAAGAAGCCAUUGCAGAGCUGUUGGAGGCAACCCAGCACAAAGUCCCUCUAAUGGAGCUUCAGAUUGUCUAUGAAGAGUCAGGAGACUACGAUCAGAUUGCCUUGGGCAUUGAGCAUCUCAGAUUCUUCUACAAGCAUGUCUGGAGACUGUGGGAUGAAGAAGAUGAAGAUGAUGACUUUGACUACUUUGUCCGUUGUGUAGAGCCUCGGCUCAGACUACACUAUGACAUCUUAGAGGAACGAGUCCCAGCAGGUCUUGUGUCAGAAUACAAGAUCGUAUUGGAAAAAUGUACAGAGUGCUUCCAGCAGUUUUCACUGCUACGUAGCAGCAUCAGCAGUGACUCUGACUCAGAGCUGGAUAAUAUAUCCAUGGUGGAGGGCCUGAAGCUCUACGAACAGCUGGAAACAUUCAAGCGGAAGUUGUACUUCAUUGAGAACCCAUUGUUGAGGUAUGUGCUGGGCUACAAAGGUAAUGCCCGACAUCAGUUCAUCCAGAGUCGUGGGCUGAGAGAAUCAUGCAUCAAGGUGGCCCAUGUGGUCUCAUCCUCCUGCACCGCAAAUCAGCUCCAUUCCCUUCUGAAUGACAGGCUUCUACAGCAGUUUUCUUCUGAGGACACUGAAGUCCAGUUCCAUAGAGACCCAGUUUCUGCGGUGGAUUCCUGCUAUCAGGGUGACAUGGUAUUUGUUCUCCCGGGAGUGUACAGUGUUACCAACUCCAUCCUACUUCCAGACUCUAUCACAAUAGAGGGGUUUGGACUCCCUGAUGAGGUGGUGAUUGAGAAGAAAAACAAGGGAGACUCAUUUAUUGAGUCUACAGGAGCGGAUGUCAGAAUGUCCAACAUUAAGUUUAUUCAACACGAGGACAUUGAGGGUAUUUUAUGUGUGAGAGAGGGAAAUAUGUCCAUUGAGAAUUGUGUGCUUCAGUGUGAGACCACCGGAGUUGUUGUCCAAGCAUCUGCCCACCUCACUAUGAAUAUGUGUGAUAUAUAUGGAUCCAAGGGGGCUGGUGUUGAGAUUUAUCCUGGCAGUGCGUGCACUCUGGUUGGCAAUGGCAUCCACCACUGUAAGGAUGGGAUUCUCAUCAAGAUGAAGCAACCAACGGACUUCGUUGGUGAGGUGGAGGUGAUCCCUUCAAUCACUAUGGAUAACAAUGUGAUUCAUAAUAAUGAAGGCUAUGGGGUGGUUCUUGUGAAACCCACCCACAGUAAAGACAGGAACAUUUAUAUUGAGAAAUGUGCUGACAAAGAUGAGCGUGUAGAUGUCGAACAAAUGUUUGAAGACGGACUGCGGAAGAAUGUUGUGGGACACCCAAUCGCCUCACCAAGCCAGAUUACAGGCAACCCAGAAGACGCUCCACCAAAGUUGACAGAGAAUACACAUCAGGACAGUAAUGUGAACUCAGCAAGGAAUUGGCAAUUUUGUUGUCAGCCAAGCAUAAACAGGCAUACAUCCUGUACCCUAGCUAUGCAAGACAUGAUUGCACACAAGAUAUUCAUCUCCAUCGAGGGAAACCAGUUCAGACGCAAUGGCAUGGGUGACUUUGGCACUUUUUUAUACUAAGAAAUACAGAUUGUUGACAAAUAACAUGCUCUGAUCUACAAAUGUAUUUAAUACUUUAAUGCACUGUGGACUUUUAUUUUAAUUUAUGGCAAUUGAUUUGCAGUCUAGGGUGUACACUGCCUCUCACCCUAAGUCAGAUGCCUUAACGGUUGUAGAAAUCGGACCUCUCCCAAGGUAAUAAUGUAACUCAUUCAGGCCCAUGUUACACUUCAUCAAAAAGUUUACAUCAAUAUAUUUGUUUUCUUUUGACUGUUGACCAAAGUAUUGGAGUAAAAUACAGUUGCAUCCAGAAGUAUAAGAAAACAAAUAUUUUGAUGAGCCCAAUUGUUUUUGGACAAUUGACAUAAUUCUAAAUGGAACCAUUUUUAUGACUUGAAACCCCUUUGUAGUCAAUGACUGCUUAUGGACUUCAUUGUUCCUUCAAACGUUCACUGCAGCCAGUUUAGUUGCUGCAUGUUUGUAGGUUUUGCCUCCAGUAAUUGAAAAUUCUUACAAAGGAUUUUCAUCCAAGUAUUUAAAAAAAGAAAAACGAUAGUAUUGUUUAGUUCUGACAGUUGUCCACAUACCAUACAAGCCACAGCUUAAAAUUGGUGUAUUCCUGAACAUUAACUACCAUAUUCUUUAAUCACAUCUUGAUUGUGUUAUUUCAAAUCCACUGUGUUAAUAUACUGUAUAAUGGGAUAAUAAGAAAACCCCUGUAAUUGUCCAAAUACUACUGGACCUAAAUAUGUAUUUUCAAAGUGGUGAAACUGUAUUACCCAUUGUGUUAUUUGGUCGUCUAUGACUCGAAGUUGGCAAAUCAACAGAUGACUGAGGUGGAAUAAGCAUACCAAACAAUGGCAACAAUAAUAAUAAUUAAAAAAAAAAAAAACUCACUGGUAAUAAAUAUCCAGUAAUCUGUCAACUAAUUUGACAUGUAAAAUACAUUCAUCUCUAAUGUAGUGUUUCAUAACACAGUGCUACACAUACUACAGAGGUCAGAGAAAUUAAUCCUUUUGAAGUGUAACAUAUAUAGGGAGAGAGAAAGUUCCAGAGGAUUUUAGAAAUCUGACCUCUCCCAAUGUAAUGUAACUUAUUCAGGCCCAUGUUACACUCAGUCAAAACGUUUACAUCUGAUAUCUAUAUAUAUAUAUAUAUUAAUUCAUUCAUUCCCUCCCCUGUGGUCUGAACACUAAAAUGCCCAUCUUUUAAAUGAUGACUUAAAUGAAAACUCUUUUAAAAGUUUUGAUGAAGAGAUUUCUAUAUUCUUGUACAGUAUUUUUGUUGGUUUUAGUUUGGUGCACUGACCCUGUCAAGAUGAUCACAAACGGUAAAAGGUAUUUUUAUUUCAAAUGGUGACAUUAUUUUUAGUACAUUUGGGGUUGUAGUUUGUGUUUAAGUCUAAGUUGUGUGUUCUAUUCAUAUACUGUAACGCGCAAAAUUAGAACGUGUGUCACUUGACUCUAGUCGAUGUUAUAUAAAUUAAAUUUUGAGUUGGACAAUACUUUGUCAAGAUUUUUUUGUUUUGUUUUU